Ambispora leptoticha is the source of this 1976-nucleotide messenger RNA. The record is from the annotation of a GenBank genome assembly. NCBI's taxonomy places the organism in Eukaryota, Fungi, Glomeromycota, Glomeromycetes, Archaeosporales, Ambisporaceae.
AUGCAAAGUUCUGAUAGCUUUCGUUCCAAUAACAUAAGUUAUCGUUCUGUUUACUCGAAAGAGAAACAGCAGCAAAAUGAACUUGGCGUUUUAUCAGAUUCUGUAGUUAAUUGGCUCCGUAAGGACCUUGGUUAUAAUCCUGAACGGUUCUCUUUAGUAUCGGAAGGCGCGUUAGAAGAAGACGAUAUUAAAACAGAUAUUAACAAAAUUUGCAAAAAGGAGUUUAUACCGAUAUUUAGAUUCCUUAUUGAAAAUGUGAAAUCAAGCAGCGAAGUUGCUAAUUUACGUCGAGCACAAUUGAGUAAACGACAGCUACACAAUUCAAAACACAUUUCUAAAAGGAGUCGAACGACAUUAACAGCUUCAAAAUCGACAUCUGUUUCGUCAACAGACGAUAAUAAGAAUAAUAAUGUAGUUAUGAGAACCAAACUUGAAAAAAAGUUAACCAAAAUGACGGAGAAUGUUCAACAGGAGGAAGAGGAAAUUGAAAAUUUGAUUUCUCGAAUUACGGACGUUGAGUUUCAAAUAAAGAGCACGAAAUGUCAAAUUCGCGAGAAAAAAAAUAAACUGUAUCUCAAACAGCUGUUUAUCGAACAAACCGAGAAAAUCACACAGACUGACAAGGACUAUCAGAAGCGAAUGGCGACUUAUGUAACAAGUUCGCGCUCUAACAAAAACGAAACAACAUUAAAGGGAAGCGAGACAACUGUGACAAUUAAGGUCAAAGAUGUAUGCGAAAAAUUAAAAAUACUUGGACAGCGUGUUUUAUUCAGUAAUGAAAAUGUCGGACUUGAAUAUAAAGCGAGUAUACUUGUGUCAAUUGAGGAGUUAAUGAAAUCCACCCCACCCAAAAUAUUAUUGAAAUCAAUUUCCCAAAUUCUCAAGUUAUCUAUGGCAGAGAUCAAGACGGUCUCAGCCGAUGACUUACAAAACUCUUACGUAGAAGCCAAUAAAAGUUUUCAAAAUGUCUUGGAGUUAUUACAGCAAUCGCGAGAUAAUCAUGUCAGUAGAUUCGUUGAAACGGAAAAUAUUUUAAAUGGAAUCGAAGCGCUCAAACAGAAAAUCACAGAAUUAACAGAGGAAGUUGAAUCCGUUAUCAAAAAACGAUAUGGACAUAAACUUCAAAAAGAUAUAAUAUCAGUAUUAAAGUCAAAAGUGGAAGCAAAAGCUAGUCAAAUGGCUUUACAGAAACUUAAUGAACAUGCCGAAGCGCUGGCGGGACAAUGUCAAAACCAUAUGACGAGUAGUGAUGAACUGAUGAAUUCGGUUGAUAGAAUUACGAGCUAUAAUGAAUUUCUAGAGGAAAAACAAAAAAAUAUUCAGAGUGUGAUCCGCAUUAAUGAAAAAAUUAUGGAAAAGAUUUCGUCGCAGUAUCGAGAGAUUUCGAAUUUUAUUUUAGAUUAUAUUUCUCCAUAUGCAUUACAAAUUGAUGCACUGAAUAAGGAAUUUGAAGGGAGCAUGGCUGAAGAAAAUGAAGUAUUCAGUGAACUGGAUCUAAAUAAGAUUCUUCAAAUUCAAAUAAAUGGUAUACCACGCCAAAUUGACUCGCUCGGCAUAUAUCGAGCUCUUAAAGAUCCCUUUAUCCUGGACAUAAAAAAAAUUUUAGAUUUUCCUUCUUCGCUGUCUGCAGAAUAUAUAUUCCCUGGCAUUUCCCAAACUAUGAAUCAAGGCGUGUUACUCGAAUCAGCAAAUCUUCAUUUUAGCAAGAUAAUGCGACCUAUUCACCAUAUUUUGCAUAACCAUGUGAAAUCUUGGCUAACUUCAAUUCGAGCAUUUGAAUUAACUAACGAACGUAGCCCGUCCUAUGCAAAUACCAUCAAUGAAAUAGAACGUGCUGUUACCAUGUUAAAAGAUUCUUUAGAGGAACAAGAAAAAAGUCUGUUAACUCGUGAGCAAUUAAGAUUAGAAAGGGAGAACGAAAAAAUUGAAAUGGCCGAAAAUUUAGUAAGAGAAAUCAAAGGAAUUCUGGAAGAAAG